This is a messenger RNA of Aureobasidium namibiae CBS 147.97, 2094 nucleotides long. RefSeq lists its product as uncharacterized. The record is from RefSeq and is a predicted model, not a curated record. Bases 1 to 2094 code for a protein of 697 amino acids. Gene Ontology annotation, molecular function: primary methylamine oxidase activity; copper ion binding; quinone binding. The transcript is spliced from 2 exons. NCBI's taxonomy places the organism in Eukaryota, Fungi, Ascomycota, Dothideomycetes, Dothideales, Saccotheciaceae. Gene Ontology annotation, biological process: amine metabolic process.
AUGUCUCUCCAACACAGCACAUCACUGCCCGUUCGCACGUCCAAGUCGAUCGUGGCACACCCACUUGCGCCACUGUCAGCACAGGAAAUCCAUGAAGCAGCCUCCCUCAUCCGCAACCAAUGGCCCGAGAAAACGGACCUUCAAUUCAAGGUCCUUACACUUGAGGAGCCCGCAAAGGCCGAGAUGGUGCCUUUCCUGGAAGCAGAGUUCAAGGGUCAAGGCCUGCCCAGCAUUGACCGCAGGGUCCAAAUUGCUUAUUACAUUCGCAAGACCAACAAACUACACGAAGCCAUUGUCAACUUGACGACAUCAACAGUCGAAAGCAACGUCAGACUUGGACCCAACGUACACGCGGCAGGAGAUGGAGAAGAAAUCUUGGACAUUGAGAAGUUGGCUCUCGAAGACGAGGGUGUACAAGCAGAGAUUGCCAAAUUACAACUACCCGAAGGCACUGCUGUUGUCUGCGACCCCUGGAUCUACGGCUCGGACGGUGUCGGUGAUGAUGAACGCAUGUACCAGUGCUUCCUGUACAUGCGUGACCCCAAGAACACCGACGAGCUCGACUCAAACCAUUACGCUUUCCCUCUCGCCAUCUCUCCUGUUCUCAGCGCUGUGGAACGUAAGGUCAUCCGCAUUGAUAUCAUGCCCACCGGAAAGGACAACACCAUCAAGCCCACACAGCCCUGGAAGCCUGUCCAUGCCAAUGAGUACAUUCCUGAGGCUCAGAAGCUGCGUACCGACUUGAAGCCUCUCCAGGUCCUGCAACCUGAAGGCGCCAGCUUCAGCGUUACCCAGGAAGGCACAUCACACACUCUCGACUGGCAGAAGUGGUCCUUCCGUGUCGGUUUCAAUCAAAGAGAGGGUAUGGUUCUCUACAAUGUCCGUUACGACGGUCGCAGCGUCUUUUACCGUCUAUCGCUGUCGGACAUGUCCAUUCCCUACAGUGACCCUCGUCACCCCUUCCACAAGAAGGCUGCCUUUGAUCUUGGUGAUGUUGGCGCCGGUGUCAUGGCUAACGACCUGAAACUCGGAUGCGAUUGUCUUGGUUCCAUCCAGUACCUCUCUGGAACCGUGGCCAACGACCAGGGUGAGGCUGAGGAGAUGCCCAAUGUCAUUUGUGUCCACGAGCAAGAUGGUGGCAUCGGCUGGAAGCACACCAACUACAGGACCGGCCGUGCUGCUGUCGUCCGUAACCGUGAGCUCGUUCUGCAGAGCAUCAUCACCGUUGCAAACUACGAGUACAUCUUGGCCUUCAUGUUCAACCAGGCCGGUGAGAUGACUUAUGAAGUGAGAGCUACUGGUAUCCUUUCGACCCAGCCUAUCGAUGACGGCAUCAGCGUCCCUUGGGGAACAGUGGUUCACCCUGGUGUACUCGCCACUCACCACCAACAUAUCUUCUCCCUUCGUGUCGAUCCCGCCAUCGAUGGACACUCCAACCGCCUCGUGUAUGAUGAAGCCCUGCCCAUGCCUCGCAGCGACUUCAACCCUCACGGAACAGGCUACUACACAGAAGAAACCGUCGUCUCGCAAUCUGGCGGUUACGACCUCAACCCAGACACAAACCGCACCUUCAAGAUUCAGAACGCCAACGUCCUCAACCCCAUCAACAACAAGCCAGUCGCCUACAAGAUUCACGCUCCUCCAUUCCAAAAGGGUAUCGCCGACAAGGAAAGCUUCAACUACAAGCGCGUUGAAUUCUCCGACCGCAACAUUUACGCAGUCAAACACCGUGACGGCGAACUUUACGCUGGCGGCAAAUACACCAACCAAUCUCGCGGCGGCACUGGUGUACGCACCUGGGCUGACCGCAAGGACAACAUUGUCGAUGAAGAUCUUGUCGUGUUUGUCCAAUUCGGCAUCAACCACAUCCCGAGAAUCGAAGACUUCCCUGUCAUGCCUUGUGAGAUUAUCAAGGUUAGUCUGAAGCCAGUCAACUUCUUCGAUAGAAACCCUGCUUUGGAUGUGCCGCCGAGUACCCAGGAGUUCAACAAGAGUACGUUGCUUAGUGAGACACACAAGCAGCCUACUGUUGAAGGUAUUGUGGGCAAAGAAGGAGAUGUGUGCUGCAAAACCACUACUGGUAGCAAGCUGUAA